AUGAUUUAUAAAUCAUAUAUACAAGAGAAUUGCGUUUUAAACUUCAUAUCGAUUUCAUAAAAAUCUCAAUAAUAUUCAUCAUGGCUUUGAUAAAUUCUAAAAUAAGUCCACUUUCUUGUUUUGCUUCUACAAAUCCAAACAGCCUUCCAAAGUUUCUGGUUUCAAAAUUUCACGGCACGGUAGCUUCAUCUUCGCCUGCAAAUACAACUAAAAGAUCAAGUCCGAGCAACGUCUACCUUCCAGUUUCAAACUAUUUGAGGCGGUUUGAUCAUAAGAUAUCCAUAGAAUAUUUACAAGAACUCAAUAUUAAGGUCUAGAAUAAACUAAUUGCAAACCUAGAUGACAUUACAGAGCUUAGAUAUGAUCGAUAACAUAUUAACAUUCAAGGUUUAGGCAUCGAUUUCCAUUGUUUACACGAGAUCGAUCAAAUCCUUCACAUCGUUUACAAAGAAUUCAACCAAAACAAAGGAUGCUAUGACCGUGAUCUCCGUGAGGUUGCACUUUGCUUUCGAUUGCUGAGGCAAGAAGGCCAUAAUGUCCAAGAAAGUAUUUUAAGAAACAUCCUAAACAAGAAGAGUGGAUUCAAAGACGACCUACAAAAUGAUGUGAAGGGUGUAAUAGAAUGGUAUCAAGCUUCUGAGCUCGGUGUAGAAGGCGAAGAAAUACUCGAUAGCUUGAGAGAGUGCACGUUUACGCGUCUUAAUGAACUUUGUUCGGGUCGAGAUAGUCAUGAAGAGCGGGAGAUAAUGAAUUCUUUGGCACAACCUCGCAACAAAACCUUAAGAAGAUUAACCUCCAAGAGAUUCAUAAGCAUAAUCAAAAUCGGGGGUGACGAAGAUAAUGAAUGGUUACAAUCUCUACUACGAGCCCGGCCCUGGGCUGAGUGUGAUUCCAUCAUGCUGAAGUCGUUGAUUCGAGAAGAAAUAUCUCAAGCAUUCAAAUGGUGGAGAGAGCUUGGUUUAGAUAAAGAGCUGAGGAAGGAAAGAAACCAGCCACUGAAAUGGCAUACAUGGUCCCUGGAAAUUCUUCAAGAACCAUGCUUUUCCGAGCAAAGGCUUGACCUUACCAAACCCAUAUCACUCGUUUACAUUAUCGACGACAUAUUCGAUGUCUAUGGAGAGCUAGAUGAACUCACCAUCUUCACACAAGUUGUGGAAAGAUAGGACCAUGAGGGGCUUGAAAAGCUACCGAGAUACAUGAAGGUUUUCUUUGAAGCUCUAGAUACAAUUACAAUGGAGAUUAGCAUGAAGAUAUGCAAAUCACAUGGUUUGAACCCAACAGACUCUCUUCGAAAAUCGGGAUGGCCUGAGGAAACCAAACUAGACAGUGCCAUGGGACUUUACUCUUCUCGUUACGCAAGUAGUUCCAGGUCUGUGCAGCUGAGAAUGCGGGUUUGA
This is a messenger RNA of Brassica oleracea var. oleracea, 1397 nucleotides long. RefSeq names its product S-(+)-linalool synthase, chloroplastic. NCBI's taxonomy places the organism in Eukaryota, Viridiplantae, Streptophyta, Magnoliopsida, Brassicales, Brassicaceae. The transcript has 7 exons. Gene Ontology annotation, molecular function: terpene synthase activity; magnesium ion binding. The record is from RefSeq and is a predicted model, not a curated record.